Messenger RNA from Dracunculus medinensis (Guinea worm), 708 nucleotides. Lineage: Eukaryota; Metazoa; Nematoda; Chromadorea; Rhabditida; Dracunculidae. The record is from the annotation of a GenBank genome assembly.
AUGGCGACAAAUGGAUCGUCGUGCGUAACGCAUGUAAUAUUUGAUUUGGAUGGUUUAUUGCUCGAUACGGAACCGAUUUAUUUUAAAGUGAAUGAAAUAAUUUUGGCACAAUACGGCAAAAAAUAUACUUUGGAACUAAAAGUGAAGACUAUGGGUAUGCCAAAAAAUAGAGCCAUUGCCGAAGCAAUUGAAUAUGUUGGUCUUACUGGUCAAAUUAGUAUCGAUGAAUACUCGACUAAAUAUGAAGAAAUAUUACGAGAUUUGUUGCCAGAUAAUAAUUUACUACCAGGAGCGAUGCGGAUUGUCGAGUACUUUCACAAAAAUAAGAUUCCAUUGGCGAUUUGUACUGGUUCUUGUCAAUAUGAAUAUGAUAUGAAAAUGCAAAAACACAAGGAACUUGAUGCACUGAUACCGUUUGCUGUUUUAACCGGUGAUGAUCCUGAAGUGAAACAUGGAAAGCCUGAUCCUGAUGGAUUUUUAGUUACAAUGAAUCGCUUUAAAGAGAAGCCUUCAUGCGCUGCAAACGUGCUUGUAUUCGAGGAUUCACCAAAUGGUGUAAUCGCUGCAUGUAGAGCUGGUAUGCAGGUUGUUAUGGUGUCAGAUUUCAGCUAUUACGAACCUCCUGAAGAAUGCAAGGAUCGAAUCGUUACGAUGAAUAGUUUAGAAGAUUUCAAACCGGAACAGUUUGGUCUUCCUCCUUUCAUAUAA